AUGGAUGCACUAAACCAAACAAGAGUGGCUGAAUUUGUCUUCUUGGGACUUACUGAUAACUGGGUACUGACGGUAUUAUUUUUCAUGGCAUUCUCAGCCAUAUAUGUGCUCACUCUUUGGGGGAACAUCCUCAUCAUGGUCACCAUAAUCUUUACUGAACAUCUCCAUAGCCCUAUGUAUUUCUUCCUGAGCAACCUGUCGUUUAUUGACAUCUGCCACUCAUCUGUCACUGUGCCCAAGAUGCUGGAGGGUUUGCUUUUAAAGAGAAAGACCAUUUCCUUUGACAACUGCAUCGCACAGCUCUUCUUCCUCCAUCUGUUUGCCUGUGCUGAGAUCUUUCUGCUGACCAUUAUGGCCUAUGAUCGUUACGUAGCCAUCUGCACGCCGUUACACUACACCACUGUGAUGAACAUGAGGGUCUGCAUACAGCUUGUCAUUGCUCUCUGGCUGGGGGGUACUGUUCACUCUCUGGUGCAGACCUUCUUGACCAUUCGUCUGCCUUACUGUGGCCCCAACAUUAUUGACAGCUACUUCUGUGAUGUGCCUCCUGUCAUCAAGCUGGCCUGUACAGAUACAUAUCUCACAGGAAUGCUGAUGGUGUCCAAUAGUGGAACCAUCUCCCUCGCCUGUUUCCUGGCUUUGGUCACCUCCUACACAGUCAUCUUGGUUUCUCUUAGAAAACAGUCAGCUGAAGGGCGCUGGAAAGCCCUGUCUACCUGCUCAGCUCACUUCAUGGUGGUUGCCCUCUUCUUUGGACCAUGUAUCUUCAUCUAUACUCGGCCCGAUACCAGCUUCUCCCUUGACAAGGUGGUAUCUGUCUUUUACACAGUGAUCACCCCUUUGCUGAAUCCCCUCAUUUACAGUUUGAGGAAUGAGGAAGUAAAAAGUGCCAUCAAGCAUCUCAGACAGAGACAAGUUUUUUUCGUGAAAUCGUGUACAUGA
Messenger RNA from Myotis brandtii (Brandt's bat), 942 nucleotides. Its product is annotated as olfactory receptor 4E2. Gene Ontology annotation, biological process: G protein-coupled receptor signaling pathway. Lineage: Eukaryota; Metazoa; Chordata; Mammalia; Chiroptera; Vespertilionidae. Gene Ontology annotation, molecular function: olfactory receptor activity; G protein-coupled receptor activity. The transcript has a single exon. The record is from RefSeq and is a predicted model, not a curated record. Gene Ontology annotation, cellular component: membrane. The coding region runs from base 1 to 942 and encodes 313 amino acids.